This is a messenger RNA of Harpia harpyja (harpy eagle), 2675 nucleotides long. It is a transcript of the gene PECR, whose product is annotated as peroxisomal trans-2-enoyl-CoA reductase. The transcript has 8 exons. Gene Ontology annotation, molecular function: trans-2-enoyl-CoA reductase (NADPH) activity. NCBI's taxonomy places the organism in Eukaryota, Metazoa, Chordata, Aves, Accipitriformes, Accipitridae. The coding region runs from base 10 to 918 and encodes 302 amino acids. Gene Ontology annotation, biological process: phytol metabolic process. The record is from RefSeq and is a predicted model, not a curated record. Gene Ontology annotation, cellular component: peroxisome.
GCGAGCAAGAUGGCGGCGCCGGCGCGCCAGGUGCUGGCGGCGGCGCUGUUCCGCGGGCGGGUGGCCAUCGUUACCGGCGGCGGCACCGGCAUCGGCAAGGCUAUCGCCGCCGACUUGCUGGCGCUAGGUUGCAGUGUUGUUAUUGCCUCUCGUAAAUUUGACCGAUUAAAAGCUGCUGCAGAAGAACUGAAUAAUACAUUUUCUUCCAUGUGUCCUGCCAAAGUGACUCCCAUACAGUGCAAUAUCCGCAAAGAAGAUGAGGUAGAAGCUUUGGUGAAGUCUACACUGAGUCUGCAUGGGAAGGUUGACUUCCUGGUGAAUAAUGGAGGUGGCCAAUUCUCAAGUUCUUCUGAAGCCAUCCGUGCAAAAGGGUGGAAUGCUGUGAUAGACACGAAUCUGACAGGGACCUUCUACUGCUGCAAAGCAGUGUACAAUGCCUGGAUGAAGGAACAUGGUGGAGUCAUUGUCAACAUUACUGCUGCUGUGAGAAGUGGGCUUCCUGGAAUGUCGCAUACAGGAGCUGCAAGAGCUGCAGUGAAUAACCUAACCAAGACUCUAGCUUUAGAAUGGGCCCACAGCGGAGUAAGAAUCAACAGUGUUGCUCCUGGAAUAGUAUUUUCGGAAACUGCUGUUGCAAACUAUGGAGAACAAGGUGCAAUGACGUGGUUAAAUACCAUACCAAAGGUUCCUGCCAAGAGGUUAGCGGUUCCUGAGGAGAUCUCUUCUGCAGUGUGUUUCCUACUAUCUCCAGCUGCUUCUUACAUAACUGGGAUAACCAUGGUUGUGGAUGGUGGCCACAGUUUAUAUAGCCAGAUCCCAGAAAUACCUGAUCAUGACAGAUGGCCCUCACCACCAGAAGGAAAAAACUCUGAAAUGCUUAAAGAGUUUCUUUCUGGCAAGUUCAAGCCAAAGCUGUAAAAGAAUGAGAUUACACUGUAUUCCCAGUUGCACACUUGCUGAUAAUCUUGUUUUGUGAUUUGGGCAUGUUUUUCUCAGUAAUAUAUUUUUUUUGCUCAUGUGUAACUACAUUGAGUGCCUUGAUUAUCAUUGGUAUAUAUUUAAAACUUGAAAGGCUGUACAUAGUAAAUUUCUUCUCUGAAAACACUCACUGCCCUGAAAACAUUCAGUCUCUUGGGAAGAGAAGGUAUAAAAGAAAUUCUCCAUUUGCACAGGCAUUAAGUAAUGAAGAAUCUCAGUCAGAAGUGAAUAAAAAAAGUACUUAUUUUGAAGAGAAGGGGGCAGAGAUGGAAUGUUUCUGAAUCCUUCUAUUCUGAAUGAAUUUGGGGAGAAGAUAAUUUAAAUCUCUGUUAUUAUUAGUUGCAUUGGUAACCCUUAAGGUAGCUGUUAGCUCUAUGCUAUUUCUGUUCAGCCACACACUGAGUGUUCAACAAUGAUUUUAAAGACUAAGUAGGGUAGGUAUUUCUCUGAAAAGAAUUAAAAAUAAGGCAGAAUACUGUUAUUAAUGUUUCAAACUAAUAUGGCAUAUCAUAGUGGGAAUGUUUUGAAUUGUUUGCAGAUACAACAACAUAAUGGAGUUAAGCUGGCUGCAAUUUAUAUUUGGUAAUAGAAUAAUCUGAUAAUAAACUUAAGCUUUAACAUACAGUGAUGGAAAACAGUAUAGAUUCAACAAUUUAACAUGCAAAGUCUUGAAGCAAAAGCUGUGGUGUAUAUUGCAGUGCUUUCUGCAGUAUGCUAUACUGUUAAAAGGAGAAACUUGGAAUCCUUCAUUUACCAGUUAAAACGCUUUCUAUCCAUACUGUGAUGUCUUACAAUGUUAACACAAUUUUGUUCACCAGUGUCUCUAAAAUAGGUGUGAUUUUUGUGAUCAGUGCAGAGAUUCCAUUUAAAAAACCAGAAAUCUUGCAAUAUAUCGCUCCAAGAGGCUAGAUUUGUAGUUACUCACUUCUUUUUAUUCACUUUAAGGCAUGUCUGAUAACUUUAAUCAAAAUAUAAAAAAUAAGUGGUGACUGUGUUUGCUGUAACAACUGAAAUUUGUGGAAUCAAGUUGCUGAUAUGGAAGUGACCUCUUUAAUACUUCAUUUAGGAUUGAAUGUAAGAGUCUCUGCCAGUUGUUUGUCCUCUGCGAAGAUGUUUGACUUUUGUGUCUUUCAUUAAAACAUGGGAACUUACAUGGGUACAUGUAGACUGCUUUUUCAUGAAAAUCUGAAUGCCACUUUUGGGGGGGAGGAGGGGUUUGAGCCAAAAUGCUUUCUCCUUCUGAUACAUCCUCUUUCCUUAGUAACUGAGUGGUCAUUUAUGUGUUUGUGAGAAACUUGUACAGAGAUAAAAUCAGCUUUUUUCAAACCUCUUGUGCAAGGUAUAUUUUGAUUACUGCAAAUAUUAGUUCAGGGUACACAGCAAGAGAAUUCCUGGAAGAAAAUGCACCUGUUAGAUAACUCUAGAAGCCUAGCCCAUCGCAUUUAAGUGAAAUUACUUAGUUUGUUAAGAGAUUGUUUCUACAUUCUUAACAUCUUUCUGUAAAAGAAGGUUAAACAUGAACAGGCUCGAGACUUGUGGAAUUUACUUUCUUUUCAUGUUUAACUGUGAGCUUCUGUGAUACAUGUGGACUGUACAUUUGUGAAAUGGAAGCGAUUUGUUAAAACUAAAUUACUUUUAUUAUAUCCCAGAACUGUUCUCUACAGGAUUUGAGCAUAAACUUGGAAAUAAUUAUUUUA